This is a messenger RNA of Ostrea edulis (European flat oyster), 1085 nucleotides long. RefSeq lists its product as uncharacterized. Lineage: Eukaryota; Metazoa; Mollusca; Bivalvia; Ostreida; Ostreidae. The transcript has 9 exons. The record is from RefSeq and is a predicted model, not a curated record. Bases 267 to 920 code for a protein of 217 amino acids.
CGUAAAUGAUAUCUUCCUGAAAUUUUGCAUGAUGUAAAGUGAAAUAACUUUGGUUGAUUAUUUCCUUCUAUACAUUGCAAAGUAUGUGAAUUAUUGGGGGAAAAAAAUGGAUGAGCAAAUCAUCGGGUUCGUAAUUCACCAAAGGUUUUCGUCUGCUAGGUCGAGGCCUCAUUACGUCACCUACGUAAGAGGUUAGUUUGUGUAUAAAACGACCUCUGGCGGAAGUUUGCUGCUAGGUUCAACCCGACAUUCAGCUGAGAGGAGCAAUGGUGAUCAAAGGCCCUUUUCUUCUUCUUUCCAUCCUUCCUUUUGUGUUCACAGUAUGUAAUGUCAAAGACUUGACUCACAGGGCGUAUGCUGAUGUUCCGCAUUGGGAUGAUGCAGUACUACUCAGAGAAACCCCAUCAAUGUUACCUAUUGUACCGUGGACUAGAAUCGUCACCUUUGCAGAGAACAUGCGUAAAGACCUCAAAAGAGAUAUAAAAAGGCUUAAUGCAGUCGAAACAGUUCCAUUUACAAAGACGUUUAUUAAUGACGAAUUCCUAUCUUGGACGCUCGACUUCGCCGAUUUCUGCAGGGCAUUUGAUUUGGUGAAAUCUUACCAGAACGUAUUUCAUAAUCCGGACACCCAUUUCCUGAGGGAUUGCUUAAAAGUUGGCCACAUCUAUUCAUAUUAUUACGAUGAAGAACUCAAGAGGUUGCAGUCCUUGCGGGUAAAAGAAUGUAUAGAAGAGGGUUUCCGUGAAGUGAAGCUUCUUGUUGAUAUGAUAUUAACAGCAAAAGCUUACAGCGCACGAAAUUCAAUUGCAUUGAUGCUUCAAAUGAUUGGGGAAGUUGCAGCAGAAAUAGAAGCAUUAUACCUACUCCUUAAUCGCUUUAAGGAAUGUGGUGGUUUUGCAGUUCCAAGACUGUUUGGCUAAAAGAACCAUGCAACAUUGAAAAUGAUUUAUUGAAGAAGAAAAAACAUGCAAUAUUGAAAAUAAAUGAUUUAUUGAAAGAACCAUGCAAUACUGAAAAUGAUUUAUUGAAAGAAAAAAAAAACCCAAAACCUGCAAUAUUGAAAAUAAAUGAUUUAUUGAAAGAAC